Adineta ricciae is the source of this 330-nucleotide messenger RNA. Lineage: Eukaryota; Metazoa; Rotifera; Eurotatoria; Adinetida; Adinetidae. The record is from the annotation of a GenBank genome assembly.
AUGUCUCAACAAGGUGCUGCUCUACAAAACUACAACAACGAACUAGUUAAAUGCAUUGAAGAUCUAUGUGCGAAGCGCGAUGAAUUACAACGACAAAUCUUGAUCGAAGAAGAAGACAAGCAUAAACUAGAGAAUGAAAUACGCUUAGCCAGCGAGAAACUGGCGAAGAUCAAUGAAAAUUUAGCAAAGAAGAUCACUGCACGAACAGAAUUCGAUCGAACAAUCAGUGAAACCGAAGCCGCUUAUAUGAAAAUCCUCGAAAGUUCUCAAACAUUACUCAACGUCCUCAAACGUGAAUCGCACUCACUUCGAACCAAAGUUGACGAUUAA